This is a messenger RNA of Thunnus maccoyii (southern bluefin tuna), 2308 nucleotides long. It is a transcript of the gene aldh3b1, whose product is annotated as aldehyde dehydrogenase 3 family, member B1. Gene Ontology annotation, cellular component: cytoplasm. The transcript has 10 exons. The record is from RefSeq and is a predicted model, not a curated record. Gene Ontology annotation, molecular function: aldehyde dehydrogenase (NAD+) activity. NCBI's taxonomy places the organism in Eukaryota, Metazoa, Chordata, Actinopteri, Scombriformes, Scombridae. Bases 191 to 1600 code for a protein of 469 amino acids. Gene Ontology annotation, biological process: aldehyde metabolic process.
UAAAAACUGUAGUUUUUCUUCUAACACUUAAAAUAUCUGUUCAGUUUGCAAAAUUUCCCCGCGGAUGAAUAUCACCGCGUGAGAAGUGGUAGUAGAAAAGUCAAAGUACAAAGUCCAGCGAAAAGGGAAUUGAUUUGUUUUGAGAAAUCGAUUGACCUGCGAUUUGGUUGCUAAUCUCUCAGGUGAUAGGAUGGACACCCACAGCCAGGUUGUUGACAGGUUGCGGUCAGCGUUUCGUUCAGGCGUCACAGUUCCAGAGCAGUUUCGUCGAACACAGCUGAUCAAGCUCAUGUCCAUGAUCAAAGAGAAUGAGGAGCAGAUUUUAAAGGCGCUGCACAAAGACCUCGCAAAGCCAAAGUUUGAGGCCGUCCUGUCUGAGGUUGAUAUGGUGAUCAAUGAGCUGCACUACGCCAUCAAUAACCUCAAAAGCUGGCUGCAGCCGGAGUAUGUCGGUAAGAACCUGGCUACAAAGCUGGAUGAUUGUUUCAUACGGAGGGAACCAUUAGGAGUUGUUUUAAUCAUCGGGGCGUGGAACUACCCACUGCAACUCCUUCUCUUACCCAUGGUUGGAGCCAUUGCUGCAGGAAACUGUGUGGUCAUUAAGCCUUCAGAGGUCAGCGCAGCCACAGACAGUCUGAUAGCAGAGCUCAUCCCCAAAUAUCUGUCUCAGGACUGUUGCGCGGUUGUUAGUGGUGGAGCAGAAGAGACCAAGGCACUCCUGCAGAAUCGCUUUGACCACAUCUUCUACACAGGUUCUCAGAAUGUUGCGCGCAGCAUCCUGCAGGCAGCCUCGGUCCACUUGACCCCAGUCACGUUGGAGCUGGGUGGCAAGUGUCCAUGCGUCAUAUACGGAGGGGUGAAUAUCACAGUUGCUGCCCGCCGCUUGGCAUGGGCCAAGUUUUUCAACGCUGGCCAGAGCUGCGUGGCACCGGACUAUGUGCUGUGUACAAAAGCCACCCGGGACGCCCUGCUGCCUGCUUUGCGUGAGGUCCUGGAGGAAUUCUACAGCAAGGAGCCUCAGAACUGUCCUGACAUGUCCCGCAUUGUGUCACAGCGACACUGGACUCGUCUGAUGGAACUGCUCAAGAAUUCCAGCGGAAAGGUUGUUGUGGGAGGAGAGAGCAACGAGGAGGACAAGUACAUAGCUCCCACAGUGUUGGUGGACGUGGCUGAAGACGACGCCCUGAUGAAGGAGGAGAUUUUCGGCCCAAUCCUGCCCAUCAUCACUUUUGAGUCUCUGGAGCAGAGCAUCGACUUCAUCAACCGCAAAGAGAAGCCACUGGCCCUCUAUGUUUUCUCUGAUGAGUCCUCUGUGGUGAAAACAGUGCUGGAAAAGACCAGCAGUGGAGGAUUCUGCUCUAAUGAUGGGAUCGUCCACAUGACACUGCCAGGCCUGCCCUUUGGAGGUGUAGGGGCCAGCGGUUGGGGCAGUUACCACGGCCGCUGGGGCUUUGAGGCAUUCAGCCACCGGCGGGCGUGCAUGCUGCGCGGCUGGGCGUUGGAGAGACUCAACGGCCUGCGUUACCCACCUUACACAGAAAACAAACUGAGCUGGCUGCGCUGGACCACCUCAGCCAAGAGCAGCUGCUCACUCAUGUGAUGGCAGGCAGGAAGAAUGUUUGUGUGUGUUUGUGGGUGUGUGUGAAGAUAGAUGGAGUUUUUAUACUUGUAUGCAUGAGUGUGAAUGUAGGUGCAGCAGGAUUAAUCAUUGUUUUGCUUUUAAAUCGUUUGGGAAGGUGUGUUAGUGCACUAUUUUCCCUCCAUUCUUUUGAUCUGUUUGAUUUCCCUCCCCAGCCCUCUGACACUGUGUAGUCAUCUUGUCACUGUUUAGAACUGUAUAUCUAUAGUGUAUUUUAGAAGAUAUCCUACCCUGCAUUUUUUCCAAACUGUGGUAAAAUUCUCACUUUUUCUCACUGGGUUUUGUGUCGGCACAUACUUCACUUUCUGAGCUCUGGUUUCACUUCACCUCAACAUUCAUUACGUCAGCCUUAACUUGAACAGCGCAGGUUAGAGAUCAAAGCAGUUUAUUUUAUUAAUAAAACUUUUAAAACUGGCUUAGAUGUCUUAAAGCCUCGGAUAUCACUUAGUGCUUGUUUUUUUUAUCCUCACUGCACUAAAAAAAGUUGUGUGUUGAGAAUGGUGUUACAGUGUUAUAUUGUUUUUAACAACCUCAUUUGUGAAUCUUUUUGUUGUCUUGAACAAUCUUUUUUUUCUCUCUUGGUGUCUGAGGAGAUGCGGAUGUGAUUUUGUCUGUUUUUAAUGUUCUUUUCAUGAAAUACUGUAAAUAAAUGAGAAAUGUCAUCUUGUA